GUUAGCUUCUGUAUUGAUUUCUUAUCUAGGGAUCAUUCUUGAAACCACUAACCAUUUGCAGCCAGCUUACCAGGUCCUCUGCAGGUCGUUUGUUUCCCAGCGCUUAAGCUGCAUGUGAGUGGAGCAGCAAUGAGAGCCAGUCUGAAGGACUUGGAAAAUGCAGUGAAUCAGGUGAAACUCCUAAAGAAGGAUCCAGGAAAUGAAGUGAAGCUGAAACUCUAUGCACUGUAUAAGCAGGCCACUGAAGGACCUUGUAAUAUGCCCAAACCGGGUGUCUUUGACUUGAUCAAUAAAGCCAAAUGGGAAGCAUGGAAUGCUCUUGGUAGCCUGCCUGAGGAAACUGCCAGGCAGAACUAUGUGGAUUUGGUGUCCAGUUUGAGCUCUUCAUCUGAAUCCUCUAGCCAGGUGAAGCCUGGAGCAGACAAGGAACACGCGGGAUAUGGAACCCUGGUGGUGACCUCUGAAGAUGGCAUUACAAAGAUCAUGUUGAACCGGCCCACCCGAAAGAACGCAAUCAGCACUCAGAUGUAUCAAGAAAUCAUACUUGCACUUAAAGCUGCAAGCCAGGAUGACUCAGCCAUAACUGUUCUAACGGGAAAUGGUGACUUUUACUGUAGUGGGAAUGACUUGACCAACGUCACUGAUACUCCCCUUGGUGGAAUAGAGGAGAAAGCUAAAAAUAGUACCAAUUUACUAAGGGAUUUUGUAGCCUCUUUUAUAGAUUUUCCUAAGCCUCUGAUUGCAGUGGUAAAUGGUCCAGCUGUGGGAAUCGCUGUCACCCUUCUUGGGCUAUUCGAUAUCGUGUAUGCCUCCGACAGGGCAACAUUUCAUACCCCAUUUAGUCACCUAGGCUUAAGUCCAGAAGGAUGUUCCUCUUACACUUUUCCGAAGAUAAUGGGCCCAACCAAGGCAACAGAGAUGCUGACUUUUGGAAAGAAGUUGACCGCAAGAGAAGCAUGUGCUCAAGGACUUGUCACUGAAGUUUUUCCUGAUGCCACUUUUCAGAAAGAAGUUUGGACCAGGCUGACAGCAUAUGCAAAGCUCCCCUCAAAUGUCUUGAGAAUUUCAAAACAGGUUAUCAGAAAUAGGGAGAAAGAAAAGCUACAUUCUGUUAAUGUUGAAGAAAGCAGCAUCAUCCAAGGAAGAUUUCUGUCAGAGGAAUCCAUGAAUGCGGUCAUGAACUUCUUAUCCAAAAGAGCAAAACUGUGAUGACUAUAGCAGCAAAGUGAAGCAUUGCAAAGGAAAAGGUGUGCUCUUACUUCUGAUUUCCAACACCUGACCUAAAUAUACUUCACUGUGCCUUUUUUCAGUGAUAAAAUAUCGUUUAUGAUGAUUAUAUCUCACUAGAGUCCUGAUGAAAAACAAAUUAUGUAAAACA
Molecule: messenger RNA, 1378 nt
Organism: Ceratotherium simum simum (southern white rhinoceros)
Lineage: Eukaryota; Metazoa; Chordata; Mammalia; Perissodactyla; Rhinocerotidae
Gene: ECI2
Product: enoyl-CoA delta isomerase 2
Cellular component (GO): mitochondrion; peroxisome
Molecular function (GO): delta(3)-delta(2)-enoyl-CoA isomerase activity; fatty-acyl-CoA binding
Source: RefSeq, a predicted model, not a curated record